This is a messenger RNA of Daphnia pulicaria, 1738 nucleotides long. It is a transcript of the gene Sps1, whose product is annotated as inactive selenide, water dikinase-like protein. Gene Ontology annotation, biological process: L-selenocysteine biosynthetic process. Gene Ontology annotation, cellular component: cytoplasm. Gene Ontology annotation, molecular function: selenide, water dikinase activity; ATP binding. The record is from RefSeq and is a predicted model, not a curated record. Lineage: Eukaryota; Metazoa; Arthropoda; Branchiopoda; Diplostraca; Daphniidae. The transcript has 8 exons.
UCCGUUUCCAUCGAAAGUUGAUGCGGCUUGUCCCUUGUUCAGACGCCCUUGCUAGACGCCAUUUCAUAGCUUGCCGUUUGGACUGUUUCAAGGUUUAACGUUUAAUUUUCAAAGUGCAAAGACCACGGUACGGCCUGUUUUUCGAUUAGCUUGCUCGUAACCAUGGAGCAAUCGAACGUGUCCCAGGAAGCCUUAGCUGCUGUUCAAGCAGUUCAACUAGAACUAACUGGAGAAAAUGCAACAAGCCUGUCUUUGAGAAGACCCUUCGAUCCUGUUGCUCAUGAUCUGGAUGCAUCAUUCAGGUUGACCCGAUAUGCAGAUCUCAAAGGAUGAGGGUGUAAGUUACCCCAGGAUGUUCUGGGGAAACUUCUUUUAUCUGCAGGGCUUCAGGAUGACGAUGCUAACAUCCAAGAUCAUGAGCAAAGUCAAUAUCUUCAUUUUCCUUAUACAAGAAUCGGUGUUGGAAUGGAUGCUUCAGUCACACCACUUCGCCAUGGAGGCCUUUCACUUGUUCAAACUACAGAUUUCUUCUACCCUUUGGUUGAUGAUCCUUAUAUGCAAGGGAAAAUUGCUGCUGCAAAUGUUUUGAGUGAUUUGUAUGCCAUGGGUGUGACAGAGUGUGAUAAUAUGUUAAUGUUGGUUGGAGUUUCAACAAAGAUGUCAGAAAAGGAAAGAGAUAUUGUAAUGCCUCUUAUUAUGCGUGGUUUUAAGGAUUGUGCCUUGGAAGCUGGUACUAAUGUUACAGGUGGUCAGACAGUAAUGAAUCCAUGGUGCACUAUUGGAGGUGUAGCAUCCUCUGUUUGUCAAACAUCAGAGCUGAUAAUGCCAGACAAUGCAGUUGUAGGAGAUGUUCUUGUUUUAACUAAGCCUUUGGGGACACAAGUAGCUGUCAAUGCUCAUCAAUGGUUGGACCUACAAGAUCGCUGGAAUAGAAUCAAACUGGUUGUAUCGGAGGAUGACGUACGCAAAGCUUAUCUUCGUUCAAUUGAUUCCAUGGCCAGACUGAAUAGGACAGCCGCCCGCUUGAUGCACAAAUACAACGCUCAUGCUGCGACUGAUGUCACUGGAUUUGGAUUGUUGGGUCACGCUCAGAACCUUGCCGCACAUCAAAAGAACGAAGUUUCUUUUGUUAUACAUAAUUUACCCGUGAUAGCAAAAAUGGCUGCAGUUGCCAAGGCUUGUGGAAACAUGUUCCAGCUUCUUCAAGGUCUAUCUGCCGAAACUUCAGGUGGUAUGCUUAUCUGUCUUCCACGCGAGCAAGCUGCAGCAUAUUGCAAAGACAUCGAAAAGACUGAAGGAUAUCAAGCCUGGAUUAUUGGAAUCGUGGAAAAGGGAAAUCGAACUGCCCGAAUCAUUGAUAAGCCCCGAGUAAUCGAAGUCCCAGCUAAAGAAAAAGAAGGCGAACUUUGGUAGAGUUCAAAGCCCCCCAUCAUCUUAUCAUCGUCAUUUUUUUUUUUCAACACGCAAAUUUUUAUCUGUGGGAAUGGGUUCCCCUGGUUUGUAGGCCCCAGAUAGGUAGGAAAGAGUUUUGUACGUCGAAUGAAUUGAAACAAAGAAACUGUUAACUCAGCAUUGUUAUCGAUGAAGUAUAAAUACUACACUCUCGUUCCUAGUAGUUUAAAUCCUAAAUUCCCACAAAUCAGCUUCAUUCCUAAUUCAUCGUGUUUCCCGUCAAGCAUAGUGGCGCAUCCUAGUGCCAUUAAAUAAUGUGGAAAUACAAUAUCAAAGUCAAACCUUC